Messenger RNA from Neopelma chrysocephalum (saffron-crested tyrant-manakin), 7337 nucleotides. It is a transcript of the gene JAKMIP2, whose product is annotated as janus kinase and microtubule interacting protein 2. The record is from RefSeq and is a predicted model, not a curated record. NCBI's taxonomy places the organism in Eukaryota, Metazoa, Chordata, Aves, Passeriformes, Pipridae. The transcript has 22 exons. Gene Ontology annotation, molecular function: microtubule binding; kinase binding. Bases 718 to 3180 code for a protein of 820 amino acids.
AAGGUCUAUUUGAAUUUCUCCUUUAAAAUAUGAGGACUAGAAAUCUUUGCUCCAGGAGGUGGGGCUCUAAAUAGAAAAUUCGACAGCAUGCUGGGAAGAACCAUGAGAAAGCUCUGUGGUGCGGCCACACAGAACGCUGUCAGGUCAGAUGAGUGUAAAUGCAGCUCCUUGGAAAUGACAGAGGAACAGUGUGGAUCACAGUCUGCAGUUUGGAUUCCAAAGCAUCCAAUGAACUUUAAAGGAGAAAUGAUACAUGCAAGCACUUUCAGGAACAUGGGCUUUCAGUUCUUCUCACUGGAACUGAUGGUGCUGUUUGCUUUGCUGGCCGUGCAUUUGGAUCGCUGGUGGGUUGCUGAGAAACUGUCACACGUCCUGGAAACUUUAGGGUCUGUGUUUUCCCUGGAAGAUGACAUUUGGACAUAGCAGUUCCCUGUGCUGAGCAGUCUGCACCAGCAAUUGUCAGAAGGGGAGCUGUCAGAAGUGAGCUGAUGUCUGUGACCAUCCCCACGGCAGCGUUGCAUGAGGAAGACGAGCAGAAAUGCAGCACACGUUUUAGUACAGAGCUGCACAGUGAAACCUUGGCUUCCAAAGCAGCUGAGUCCAGGACCUUAAGGAAUGUCACGCAGUGGUUGCUGAACUAACUGGCUCUGAAAGGACCAGAAAAAGAUGGCAGUCUGUAUUUGAAAUAAACACGUGGACUCUCGCAGAUAAGAAACCAUGUCAAAAAAAGGACGUAGCAAGGGCGAAAAGCCUGAGGCACUGAUUGUUGCCCUACAGGCUGCCAAUGAGGAACUCAGGACCAAGCUAACAGACAUUCAAAUUGAGCUGCAUCAGGAGAAAUCUAAGGUUGCUAAACUCGAGAGAGAGAAGACCCAAGAAACAAAGCGCAUCCGCGAGGUGGAGCAGCGCAAACAGACCGUGCAGAUCACGGAGCUGAAAGCCAAACUCCAUGAGGAGAAAAUGAAGGAGCUGCAGGCUGUGAGGGAGAACCUCAUCAAGCAGCACGAGCAGGAGAUGACGCGGAUGGUGAAGGUCCGGGACAGCGAGAUUCAGCGGCUCAAGUCGGCUCUGUGCGCGCUGCGGGACGGGAGCAGCGACAAAGUACGGACAGCGCUGACCAUCGAGGCUCGCGAGGAGGCCAGAAAACAGUUCGACUCUGAGCGCCUUAAGCUUCUGCAGGAAAUUACUGAACUGAAGUCUGCCAAAAAGCAGGUAGAUGAGGCCCUUAACAACAUGAUCCAGGCCGAUAAGAUCAAGGCGGGGGAUCUUCGGAGUGAGCACCAGUCCCACCAGGAAGCCAUUUCCAAGAUCAAAUGGGAGAGUGAAAGGGAUAUCCGACGCCUGAUGGACGAGAUCAAGGCUAAAGACAGGAUCAUAUUUUCCUUGGAGAAAGAACUGGAGACACAGACAGGCUAUGUGCAGAAGCUGCAGCUGCAGAAGGAAGCUCUGGAUGAGCAGCUCUUCUUGGUGAAGGAGGCAGAGUGUAACAUGAGCAGUCCCAAGAGAGAGAUCCCAGGAAGGGCUGGAGAUGGCUCAGAGCACUGCAGCAGCCCUGACUUGCGCAGGAACCAGAAGAGGAUAGCGGAGCUGAACGCCACCAUCCGCAAGCUGGAGGACAGGAACACGUUGCUCGUUGAUGAACGAAAUGAACUGUUGAAACGUGUCCGAGAAGCUGAGAAACAAUGUAAACCUCUUCUGGAAAAGAACAAGUGCCUCACGAAGAGAAAUGAUGAACUUAUGCAGUCUUUGCAGCGCAUGGAAGAUAAACUCAAAGCAGUCACUAAAGAAAAUAUAGAAAUGAGAGAAAAAAUAACAUCACAUCCCCCUCUAAAGAAGUUAAGAUCUCUCAAUGACCUGGAUCAGGCCAAUGAGGAACAAGAAACUGAAUUCUUAAAGCUUCAGGUCAUAGAACAGCAGAACAUAAUCGAUGAGUUAACAAGGGACAGGGAGAAACUCAUUCGUCGCAGGAAGCAUAAAAGGAGCUCAAAGCCAAUUAAGAGACAUGUGGUGGAUACAUUUUUUGGGUAUGAUGAUGAUUCCAUGGACUCUGAAACAUCCUCUGUGGCCUCCUAUAGAACAGACAGAACACCAGCAACCCCAGAUGAUGAUCUGGAUGAGGGUUUAGCAGCGGAAGAGUCAGAGCUGCGGUUUCGGCAGCUGACAAAGGAGUACCAGGCCCUGCAGAGAGCGUAUGCACUGCUGCAGGAGCAGACAGGAGGGGUCAUAGAUGCUGAAAGAGAAGCCAAGGCUCAGGAGCAGCUCCAAGCUGAAGUCCAGAGGUAUAGAGCCAAAAUAGAAGAUCUGGAGAAAACUUUGGCACAGAAAGGACAGGACUCACACUGGGUGGAAGACAAGCAGCUUUUCAUUAAGAGGAACCAAGAGCUUUUAGACAAGAUAGAGAAACUGGAAGCAGAAAACAACCGUCUGCAACAGGAGCUGCAGGAUGCCCGAGACCAGAACGAGCUGCUGGAGUUCCGCAACCUUGAGCUGGAGGAAAGAGAGAGACGGUCCCCACCAUUUAAUCUCCAGAUUCACCCAUUCUCAGAUGGUGUGAGUGCUCUACAGAUCUACUGCAUGAAGGAAGGGGUUAAGGAUGUCAGCAUCCCAGACCUCAUAAAGCAGUUAGACAUCUUAGGUGAUAAUGGGAAUUUAAGAAAUGAAGAACAAGUGGCCAUAAUUCAGGCUUCCACCGUAUUGUCCUUGGCAGAAAAGUGGAUCCAGCAGAUUGAGGGAGCUGAAGCUGCUCUGCAUCAGAAAAUGAUGGAACUGGAAAGUGAUAUGGAGCAAUUUUGCAAAAUAAAAGGUUAUUUGGAGGAAGAAUUAGACUACAGGAAACAAGCUCUUGACCAAGCAUACAUGAGGAUCCAGGAGCUUGAGGCCACCUUGUACAAUGCUUUGCAGCAAGAAACGGUGAUAAAGUUUGGGGAACUACUCACUGAAAAACAGCAGGAAGAGCUGAGGACAGCAGUGGAAAAGCUGAGGCGUCAGAUGCUGAGGAAGAGCAGAGAAUAUGAUUGCCAGAUUCUUCAGGAGAGGAUGGAGCUGCUCCAGCAGGCUCAUCAGAGGAUCCGAGAUUUGGAAGAUAAAACUGACAUCCAAAAGAGACAAAUUAAGGAUCUGGAGGAGAAGUUUCUAUUUCUAUUCUUGUUCUUCUCUCUUGCCUUUAUUCUUUGGCCUUGAUGUCAAUGUGCCUCUUGGAAAGAGUGCCCGACCACCCAGAUAAGUCCUUAUAAAGGCAAAUGCUUCCAUCCCCCGAUGAAGAGAAUAUUGUUUACACCUAUUUUAAAAAGUAUAAAAAUGAACAACCUGUAGCCAAGACUGCAACCACCUUGUAUUUUAAAGCCAUCACUCAAAAUUUGUUACCUGACAGUUCCUGUCUAAAGCUAUGAUAUAUGCUGCAUCUAAUGAAAUUCUAUAUGUUGAAAUUACGAAAGGGGAAGAAGAAUAAACUGUGAACCUACAUCACCUAGGAAGAACUUAAAGGGAAGGAACCACUUUCAGCUGAUCAAGUCAGUGUGUCUUGGGCAUGGAACCAAAGUUACAACAGAAAAAUCUAUCCCUGCUGUGCAGGGCAAUCAUUUAAAUGUCACCCUGUCAUCCCACAAAUGGAUCAAAAGUGAACAGGACAGAGCAGGAGAAACUCGAGCCGUGGGGAGAUGCUGACAACCAAGCGCUCGGCUUGAACUGUGCGGCUUUCUCGCUGUGGGGACUCCUGCUCUCCCUCUUUGGUUUUAACCUCAGGAACAAAUGACAGCUGCAAUGUGGGAGGAAGAAAGGAAAAUAAACCGGUCUGAGUUAUUGCAGGAUGGGCAGGACAGGUCACCACGUUUUGUGCUUGAGAUCGUAACACAGCAGCACCCGCCUUGGCCAAGGAAGGGGAGAGGAGGGUGUCUGGUGUAAGGAGGGUUUCCGACAGAGUUGAAGCCUUAUCUCUCUUCACUGUCCCUCCAUGAAGAACAGCCUGUCUAUUAUCAGAUACUUUUCAUACUCUUUAAAGACUGCCAUUGAGAUAAUAAUGACUAUACUUGGUUUUACUGUUGAAUAACCACUGAGGAUCACUGGAUUGGACCUACAGAGUAGCUUCUGAGAAAGAAAACAAAUGUUGGAGGAUGGGGGGGCGGGGGAAGCCCAUUUGACAUGAUCCACAAAGCAUCAGCUUCCAACUGUUUUGUCCUGGCUUGGAACAAAUGUUUUGGUUCAGCUUGUCUACUGACUUUGUUAGCUGGCUUCCUGAUCAAUGACACAUAAACCAAAAAUGGGGAAAAGCUGUGUGAACACAGCCUCAUUACAAGUAAGAGGUAUUGCUAGUCUGUUUAGAUUUUUCCACUGUUAAGAGUAAGUAAAAGCAGUUUGCAUUUCAAAGCAUUACUUACCUCUCUGAUCACAAAGCCUGGAACCCGGCCCUGGUGCCUCCCUGAGGGUCACAGGUCCACGCCCCCAGUACUCUGUAAAACCGACCCUGAGAAGCAUCACCCUGCAGCAAACACUGCGAGGGUCCCGUGCCGCGGGGAGCAGCAGAGCCAGCUGCACCCACCCUCCCUUCCCUCACUGGUGGGCUGACAGUGCACUUCUCUGUGCCUCGGCUUUUAUUUUCCUGAGAAUGGAGUCGUGCCUGGGCAGACUUCAGGUUCCUGUGGCAAGGCUGUGUCUUCCACGAUGGAGCCUUAAUUUUGACUGGGAGAAAUGGAUGUCUGUACUACAAACUAGAAAAUUAAGGGCCAGAAUACAGCCUCUGCAUUACCUACACCUUCAAAACAGGGCUCACAUGUACCAAUCUUACGCACACAGACGGCUCAUCAAAAAGUGCUUUUCAAAGAGCUUCUUCUUCGUUUGCCUGUUUACUUUUACAUAUGAAGCUUCUGAGGCACAAAGCAGUGAAGUCACUUGCCACAGCAACAGGUCAAAAGCAGUUCUGUGGCCUUAUCAGGGAGGAAGUUCUCUAGUAUCAAGGGUGCCAGCCCCUCACAGAUAUCUUUUUUUUUUUGGCCAGAAUAGCUUUUAAUCAGUAAUGUCCAUUCACCCAACUGCAUAGCAAUGCUGGGCUCAGUUUCUCCACAGACUCCUUAAAUCCUCAUUUCUUGAAUGCCAGGAUAUCAUGAUAAGCCUUCCAUCAAAGGUUAGAAACUAUUAGCAAGUGAUUUUUUUCCCUGCUCCUUAAAAUUGAUUUAAAUUAUAAAAUGACCACAUCUUCUUGAAGCACUCUGGUUCAGCCGAGGGGUUCACUGAGUUCUGCACUGAGUUCUGCUGUAUGUUUGUUGGUUCAUUGUUUUAAAAGACAGGCUUGUGGGCAUAUAUGUUACACGACUGCAGGUACGUUGCAUGCUCUUUGUUCAAAUUCUUUUUCCUCAGCAGAAGACUCUGUGGAUCAGGUUGACCCAAAUGUACACGUGCUUUCCACGAGCCAGCAGUUCAGUCCUGAAGUUCUGGAGUGGGGGGAAGUCUUGUCCCUCUCCUGUGACAGCUGGAGAUCACUAGCAGCUUUACAACAGCUUGAUAGCUACAAAAAAGGGGGGGUGUCCCACUGGCUAUUCGUUCUUCCCCCCUCACUCUUUUCUCCCCUCUUGCAGCACCACUUAAUUUCACACCAUUAGGCCACUUUCUUCAGCAUUAGGGCUGGCAGUUAAAGCACUGAGCUCUUCUUGCAGAAGAAUGAGCAGCACCUGGUUUCAAUGGCAGUGCAAUAACUUCUGCCACUGGUUUGGCUAAAGAAAAAAAAGGGACUAGAAACAUUUAUUUCAGGCAAUCAUAGGGAAGGUUUAUGGCACAGAUAGAAAAAAACUGACUGAUCUUGUGGCAGGCUUCAUCAUUUAGACUCUCUGAGCCAUGUUGUCUUAUUUAAUUUCUCUUUUUUACCUAAUUUGCCCUCCCUUACUCCUGUGUGUAUACAUGUGCCUGCAGGUGCUCCGUUCCCAAGGGCUCAGGGUGGGGUGGUGGUCUGGCCACAGCAGACCUGGGUCUGCAAACCUUUCAAAGAUUGCUGUUCCCUCCAUGGAGCUGAACCACCGCUGCUUUACUCCCCUUGCAGCGUAACACAUGCCAUGCCUAAAACACACUUUGCUGAUAUGAGUUAAUACAAACGUCCUGCUAUCAGCUAGAUCUAAAUGAGUUUGAUGUUUGUGUAUAUAUAUAUACAUGUAUCUAUAUAUAGUGUAUAUGUACAUAUAUAUACAUAUAUAUGCAUAUACCUAUCUAUUCCCUGUUGUAUAUAGAAAUUGUUGCUAUAGCUGAUGAAAGUAUACUUCAAUCUAGGUAUGGGGAACUGAAUCUAGACUUGUUUAGCUGCCCCAACUGGUACACUCCUCCAGUUUUAGUUUCACAUCUCAUGGGCAACUAGUUUUUUGAUCCUUUUUCUGGACCCUUCUCUGUCCUGGGACUGUUAAUCCUGGGCUUUCUGCUGUUCCUGAUGUUCAUCGAAGCAAAGGAUUGAGAAUCCCCCCUCAGAUUAGUCACUGCAGCCAACCUCCCCUCCCCAAAACCAACCAGCAAAAUAAAAAUCAAUUUACUGCAGCCUUUGAGGACAGCAAAUACAUCCCUGGAUCCCUCCCAUCCAUCCCUGUUCAGGAGUACCAGCACUCCAGGCUCUCUGUCCCGCUGAGGCAGGUGAGCCACAGAAGGUAGUGCACAUCAGCUUGACCACAGUUCGACUUGCUGCUUUUUCUCCACUGACCAAGUUGGGAGAUUUUGAAGACAGUUUCAAUUUAAGCUCUUCAGAUGAGGGCCUGGUUUGGCGAGAUGAAUUUAGGCAGUUGGGGUUGCAGAAGGAAAUGGCUCUUCUUGCAGUGUUGUCAGCCUGGCUCACAGCUCCAUCCUCUCUUACUGAUGUGCCUGGGGGGUCAUGGAGACUUUUUUGUAGGUGUUCUUCAUCGUCCAACCCCCUGCCCUCAUCUCAGUGGGAAACAUCCUCUGAACCCCACUGCUUUCCGUUCCGUGGCAUCCCAAGAGGACUGCCCAGGCCAGGCUCUCCUGACUGGGGCAAGGCUCAGACAACAGACACACAGCUGCUGGUGAUCCAAAGGGUUUUCUCUUCCCCUGCCCUCCCUCACAUCAGCACCUCUGUGGUUUUAUAUAUACUUUUUGUUCCCAAUUUUUUUGGUGUCUAUUCCAGAACAAAAUUGUAAAUGACUUGGCAGAAUGACCCUUUGAUAAACACUGGACAUGUAUCUGUACUAUAUGUAUUAACGUGUAGGAGAGAAUCCUUAUUGUAUGUAAAGUUUUAUGAAUGGUUAUUUUUUAAUUUAUGUAUUUAAUAUAGGAUUCAAUGACCUCUGGUGUUUUAGUUUGUAUAAAAAAUAAAACAGCGGCAUUUUUAAAAAAAAUAAUAAAAAAAAAUCACUUUA